Molecule: messenger RNA, 783 nt
Organism: Aspergillus bombycis
Lineage: Eukaryota; Fungi; Ascomycota; Eurotiomycetes; Eurotiales; Aspergillaceae
Product: bZIP transcription factor
Exons: 1
Coding region: 1-783 (260 amino acids)
Biological process (GO): regulation of DNA-templated transcription
Molecular function (GO): DNA-binding transcription factor activity
Source: RefSeq, a predicted model, not a curated record
AUGAGUACAUCCGGUAAUCAACGGGCCACUGCUAAGGUCGAUCGGAAACGUAUUACGGACCGCAGAGCCCAGAGGAACCACCGAGAACGUGUCAAGGCGUAUAUCAGUCAUCUCGAGACCACUGUGGAAGAGCUUACCGAGGCGUCCCAGAAAGGUUCUGAACAAAGUCUGGUACAGAAACUGCAAGAAAAGCAGCUGGAGAUCGAACAACUGAAACGGGCUAUACGGCAAGCCAAUGAGGUCCUACAUACUGCCCUUGGCACACCCUCAUCCAGAUCACCCGCUAUCGUCGAGACCGUGCAUAAAGAUUCCCCGGAGAUACAAAACAGCUGGCCGCCCGUAGCUAGCAAAGAUGAAUCGGCAGAAGGACUCAAUAAUCGCAAGAUACAGAUGGAAUCCACAUUCGAGCCAGGAGAUAUCUCUCCCAGUACGAGCCGUGGCAGUCAAUUCCUCAACGAUAAUAGGCUAACGAGUUUUCAUUCACCAUAUGGCACUCUCGCCUGUGGGGAUGGGCAAGUGAACUACUUUCAGGUAGUUAAUGAGUCUCUAGUUCACGUACUCAGUGCUGGAGCACUGACCACUUCCGCCGAUGAUGACGAUGACUUGGCUAUUCGGGCUAUCUUACACGGGUGGGAUGCUGUUAAGCAGGAUAAACCACUCGACCAUGGUUGGAACUUUCUCAGAGCUCUAGAUCAAGGACUAUUUCACCGCGCUGGCGCCGUGGAGCGUCUGGCCAUCCUGCGCUUAAUGCGAUCCAUGCUAAUGGUGGGUCGCAACAAGUAA